GUACCCAAAGCUUGCGAUUGUAACCGGUGUUACAAUUGUGCCACUCUCUUUGCUUCUCACUCACUCGCUCACUCCUUCCUUAGCUGCGAUCUCUUCUACGAUUUCAGCCCUAAUUUCAGGUAUAGCAUAGUGAUGGAAGUUACUCAAGCACUUUUGAAUGCUCAAUCCAUUGAUGGGACUAUACGUAAGCAUGCUGAAGAAAAUCUGCAGCAAUUUCAGGAGCAAAACCUUCCUGGUUUCUUGGUCUCUCUUUCUGGAGAGUUAGCAAGUGAAGAUAAACCAGUUGAUAGCCGAAAGUUGGCAGGUUUAAUACUUAAAAAUGCAUUGGACGCCAAGGAUGAAAACAGAAAGUGGGAAUUGGUUCAAAGAUGGUUGUCAUUGGACACUGCAGCAAAGGCCCAGGUUAAGGCAUGCUUGCUCCAAACACUCUCCUCUCUUGUACUUGAUGCUCGGUCUACCGCAACUCAAGUUGUUGCUAAAAUUGCUGGAAUUGAGCUUCCUCAGAAACAGUGGCCUGAGCUGAUAGGAUCACUAUUAUCAAAUAUUCACCAAGUUCCAGCUCAUGUCAAGCAAGCAACUUUGGAAACUCUGGGGUAUUUGUGUGAGGAAGUCUCUCACGAGGUUGUUGAUAAAGACCAAGUAGAUAAAAUUCUUACUGCUGUAGUUCAAGGUAUGAACUCAUCUGAAAGUAAUGAUGUCAGACUUGCUGCUACUGGGGCAUUAUAUAAUGCUCUUGGAUUUGCACAUGCUAAUUUUAGCAAUAAAGAGGAGUGUGAAUGUAUCAUGACAGUUGUGUGUGAGACAACUAUGUCUCCCGAAGUGAAGAUACGGCAGGCGGCUUUUGAAUGCUUGGUCUCAAUUGCUGCUAUGUAUUAUGUAAAAUUGGAACCGCACAUCCAGGUUAUAUAUAACCUCACAUCAAAUGCUAUUAGGAGCGAUCAGGAGCCUGUUGCUCUCCAAGCCAUUGAAUUCUGGAGUACGAUUUGUGAUGAGGAGACUGAUAUCUUGGAAAAUCAUGUGGGGGAUACCAGUGGGGACUCUGAUAUACAUUGUUUUUACUUCAUUAAGCAAGCCCUUCCUGCACUCAUCCCUCUGCUGUUGGAAACAUUACUUAAACAAGAAGAAGAUCAAGAUCUGGAUGAAGAUACAUGGAAUAUUGCAAUGGCGGGCAGUACAUGCCUUGGUUUAGUUGCUCUUACUAGCAGAGACGAUAUUGUGCCACUAGUAAUUCCCUUCAUUGAGGAGAAUAUUACCAAACCAGAUUGGAGACAGAGGGAGGCAGCCACCAAUGCAUUUGGCUCUAUCUUGGAGGGGCCUUCCCCAGACAAAUUAGCACCUCUCAUUAAUCAUGCUCUACCAUUUAUGCUCAAUGCUCUAGUGAAGGAUCCAAGCAAUCAUGUUAGAGGCACCACUGCUUGGACUUUGGGACGAAUGUUUGAAUUUCUUCACAGUUCAAUUGUUGGCACAACUAUCAUUAAUGAGGAAAAUGCCCAACAAAUCAUUACAAUUCUCCUUCAGAGCAUGAAGGAUGUCCCUAAUGUUGCUGAGAAAGCCUGUGGAGCUCUGUAUUUUCUAGCACAGGGUUAUGAGGAUGUGGGACUAACAUCUCCGAUAACUCCCUUUUUCAAGGACAUUGUUCAAGCCCUUCUCACUGUUACCCUCAGAGAGGAUGCUACGGAAUCAAGGUUAAGAGCUUCAGCAUAUGAAACAUUGAACGAAGUAGUAAGAUGUUCAACAGAUGAAACAGCUCCUUUGGUAUUACAACUAGUUUCUGUCAUCAUGAUGGAGCUGCACAAAUGUCUUGAAGUACAAAAUCUUUCAUCUGAUGAAAGAGAUAAACAUAGUGAACUUAUAGGCCUUCUUUGUGGGUGCUUGACUGUAAUUAUUCAAAAGCUAGGGUCUUCAGAACCUACCAAAUAUGUUUUCUUGCAGUAUGCUGAUCAGAUAAUGGGACUAUUCAUCUGGGUCUUUGCUUGUAGAAAUGCCACUGCCCAUGAGGAGGCCAUGCUAGCUAUUGGAGCCCUUGCCUAUGCGAUAGGCCCUGAUUUUGCUAAAUACCUGCCGGAAUUUUACAAGUUUCUGGAGAUUGACCUUCAGAAUUUUGAGGAGUACCAAGUUUGUGCCGUAACUGUUGGUGUAGUAGGCGACAUAUGCAGGGCAUUGGAGGAUAAAAUACUGCCUUGCUGUGAUGGGAUUAUGACACAGCUUCUCAAAAAUUUGUCAAGUGAUAACUUGCACCGUUCUGUGAAGCCCCCCUUGUUUUCAUGCAUUGGUGAUAUAGCACUAGCUAUAGGAGACAACUUCGAUAAGUACUUAAUGUAUUCCAUGAACACACUACAAAUUGCUGCAGAGAUAGCCGCCCACACGUCAGGCUUUGACUUGGAAAUGAUUGAUUACAUCAACUCUUUGAGAAAUGGGAUAUUAGAGGCAUAUUCUGGGAUCUUCCAAGGGUUUAAGAAUUCAUCUAAAACUCAGCUCUUGAUUCCUUAUGCACCCCACAUCCUGCAGUUCUUGGAUAGCAUAUACAUGGAAAAAGACAUGGAUGAUGUUGUUAUGAAAACAGCUAUUGGAGUCCUUGGAGAUCUAACUGAUACACUUGGAAGCACUGUCGGUUCUUUAAUUCAACAGUCUUUGUCAAGCAAGGAAUUUUUAAAUGAAUGUUUGACCUCAGACGAUUGUUUGAUUAAAGAAUCUGCUGAAUGGGCCAAGUUGGCUAUCAAUCGCGUUAUAUCUGUUUGAGGUUCAUCUCAGUUAGCAUAUCAUGUGUCAUAAACUACUUGCAUGCAUUUGGGUGUGUCGUGGGGUUGCAUGUGUCAAAUUGUCUCCAUGGUCAGACAACGGAAGGUAUCUAACUGUUUGAGGUUCAUCUCAGUUGGCAUAUCCUUUGUCAUAAACCACUUGCAUGCAUUUGGGUGUGUCGUGGGGUUGCAUGUGUCAAAUUGUCUCCACGGUCAGACAACGGAAGGUAUCUGUUGGAGGGUCUUCAAGUUGUCGCUAACUCAUGCAUCAUGUCCAAUGUGUUACUGACCUUUGCAUGAGCACCAUUAAGUCCAGUGCGUUGAAGUAUGCAUCACUGACUUUUGCAUGAGCACCGUUAAGUCCUGUAAGAAGUUGGUGGCGCGAUUACAAAUGUGGGUUUAGCUCUUCAUGAGGAGUGUAAAUUGAAUGCUUGAGCCACUGUGGGGAGGUAACUGAUUCAUGACUGAGAAACUACUCUACCCCGGAUGCUGAGUUUGAAGUUAAGAUAAGCCCGUUCUAUGCUAAAAAUGGUUCCUGGUCUGGUUGUGGGUUAUUGGAAUAGAUGAACUCCCAGGGUUGAACUGGCUUUCAUCAUCACCACCCAAGUUAUUUGUUUCUAGAUAUUCUCAGACCCAGGGUCGGAGUUUAUUCUCUUCCUUUCUGAGUCAUUUUUUUUUCAUCAGCUCAGUUUUUCUACAUAUAAUUGUUUUUCUAUUCUCGGAGUCAUUUGUGAUUGUUGACCCUGGAUGGGAAAAGUUACUUCCUACUUGUAUUAUGCAUCUCUGUUUUGAUGUCAGUCGGUUUCUGAGGUCAAAAUCAUUUUAUUCCUGUGGAUUGGUACAAAAGCUGGUCGUAUAUUUUGAUGGUGGAUUGCUGUUUCUCUUGUUGGAAGGCAUUCGUCUGGGUUGUACUUGAUAUCUUUACUUUUGUUCAAUAAAAGUCCGUGAAUUUUGGUUUGCAAGGGCAUUUUUCCAUGUGUCCUGUAUACCUUAUUAUGGUUUGGUGGUAUUGUUUUUUUGAGAUUUGGGAUAAAAUAAAGUUGGUUAAUUUUUUGUUUACAGUUUUCGUUUGGAUA
Molecule: messenger RNA, 3814 nt
Organism: Medicago truncatula (barrel medic)
Lineage: Eukaryota; Viridiplantae; Streptophyta; Magnoliopsida; Fabales; Fabaceae
Product: importin subunit beta-1
Exons: 3
Biological process (GO): protein import into nucleus
Molecular function (GO): small GTPase binding
Source: RefSeq, a predicted model, not a curated record